Athalia rosae (coleseed sawfly) is the source of this 1506-nucleotide messenger RNA. RefSeq names its product mitochondrial import inner membrane translocase subunit TIM50-C-like. Bases 76 to 1248 code for a protein of 390 amino acids. The transcript is spliced from 8 exons. NCBI's taxonomy places the organism in Eukaryota, Metazoa, Arthropoda, Insecta, Hymenoptera, Athaliidae. The record is from RefSeq and is a predicted model, not a curated record. Gene Ontology annotation, molecular function: phosphoprotein phosphatase activity.
CGAAAACGUUCGAGCAAAUAAUUCCGAGUGAGUACAAGAAAACGGUCAAGCAAAUAUUUGGAGUGUGUGAAAAUAAUGGCAUUUGCGACGAGAGGGUUACGAAUAUUUUGUAAAGUAUACAAUGGCAGCAGAUCUGGAAGCUAUUCAAGUCUUCGUCAACUCACUCCAAAAAUAUCGACGGUUCAGGCUGUCAAAAAGUUUUAUUACAGCACCGGUCCAAGUCGGCCUGGGAUAGCCGGUAGUCUUACAAACAUACAAUCGUCCGUGAAUCAUAAUUUGAAACCAGGAGGUAGUUUAGAUGGAAAAAAUGAAGAACAAACUCAGGACGAGGAGCAGAAGAAACAAGAAGCAGAAGAUAAACAGCAGCGAGAACAUUCUUGGAAAAUGAUGAAGUACAGCUUCGCAUUCUUUGGAAUAUCUAUGAGCGUGAUGGGCUCAUUUUUAAUAUACGAAUUAGCUAGACCCAAUUUUGACGAACAAGGAAAUGUCGUUGAAGAUGAAUUCUCUAAUUUACCUUACUUCGAACAAUUGUACAAGAGGCUACGUAGGGAAUUAAACUACUAUAAAAGGCUCGUUCAAGAACCAAGCAGAGACAAAUUGCUCCCGGAUCCUUUACAGUAUCCGUACAUGCAGCCUCCGUACACUUUAAUUCUUGAGAUGACGGAUGUCUUGGUUCAUCCUGAUUGGACGUACCAAACCGGUUGGAGAUUCAAGAAGCGACCAGGGGUCGAUCAAUUUUUGGAAGCAGUUGCGCCUCCUCAGUUUGAAAUUGUGGUUUACACAGCCGAACAAGGGAUGACCGUAUUUCCCAUUCUCGACGCCCUCGAUCCUCAAGGAUUCAUAAUGUACAGGCUUGUCAGAGACGCCACUCGAUUUGUGGACGGACACCACGUCAAAGAUCUCGCUGCUCUAAACAGAGAUCUGAGUAAGGUUAUCGUAGUUGAUUGGAAUAAAGACAGCGUGAAAUUUCAUCCUGAAAACACAUUGAAGUUGCCUAGAUGGAAGGGCAACGACGACGACACGACCUUGUAUGAUUUGGCCGCUUUCCUCAAAAUGAUAGCGGCGACAAAUGUAGAAGACGUCCGGGACGUUUUAACGUAUUACCAACAGUUUGAAAAUCCUCUAGAAGCAUUCAGAGAAAAUCAGCGAAAGCUUUUGUUACAAAUGGAGGAGGAUGAAAAUAAGUCAUUGAAAGAAGGAAGCGUUUUAACAUCAAAAUGGAAGCCAUCUUUUUUGCGAAAUCGUUAAUAACUCGAAGUAACGAGAACUGAGACGAAGUUAUUUCUUGGCAUUUAUUGUCACAUCUGGUACGUACAGUGAAUGACAAAAAAAUCAUAAUCAUUUCGGAGUUCGCGAAUCAGUGAAACAUCUAUGACGCUAAUCGUUGUCAACACGGUUAAUUAUCGUUAUAAAAUAUCGUGUCAAAGAGUAAUUUAUUCAACAUGUUUCAAUUGCUUGUUACAACACAUUUUGUAAAUAUAAAUACAUAUACAAUGUAAUUAUAAA